Messenger RNA from Aspergillus piperis CBS 112811, 1518 nucleotides. RefSeq names its product cytochrome P450. Gene Ontology annotation, molecular function: oxidoreductase activity, acting on paired donors, with incorporation or reduction of molecular oxygen; monooxygenase activity; heme binding. NCBI's taxonomy places the organism in Eukaryota, Fungi, Ascomycota, Eurotiomycetes, Eurotiales, Aspergillaceae. The coding region runs from base 1 to 1518 and encodes 505 amino acids. The transcript has a single exon. The record is from RefSeq and is a predicted model, not a curated record.
AUGCUGCUUGGUGAUUCUCUUGCAGCUGAUGCCUCGACCCUCCUCUGCAUCGGCCUCAUCACGGUGGCCAUCUAUCGUCUUAUCCUCCAUCCUCUAGCCCAUGUCCCUGGACCUUGGAUUUUUUGCAUCUCGUCCAUUCCCCAGUGGAUCAUCGUCUUCCUCGGUACUGAGCCACAGACCCUUGCUUAUUACCAUCGCCGAUACGACACUCGAGUACUGCGCAUCGCCCCGAAUCAGGUCUCCAUCUCCGACCCCCAUGCCUUGGCUACUAUCUACGUGGCUAAUGGGGGCUUCAUGAAAGAUGCUCGGUAUCGUAACUUCGAUGUCAACGGGCAGCCCACCAUAUUUUCUGCUAUUGACAAAGCCUACCGCGAUAAGCGCGCUAAAGCUGUCCUGCCACUAUUUGCGCCUGUUAGGAUACGAGAAGCGGCAGGGGCACAGAAUGUCCAGCAAUAUAUCGAGCAGUGGAUCGCUCGCUUGGCCAGUGAAAAAGAUCGCGCUGUGAAAACCGCAUCAUACCGUGUUGACAUCCUCGAUUUGGCGUUGCGACUUUCGAUGGACGUCAUGACAGGCUACAUGUUCGAUAGGUCGUACGGAGCGCUAACCGAGGCCGUCGACUUGGAUACUCACUCACCAUCGACGAAAUUCUCGGCAAGUGCCUGGCUGCAGGCUAUCGCAGCUUUUGGGUAUUAUUCCAUGUUCCCAAAUUGGCUGUUUUCGAGGAUAUUGUCUCUCCAUGUCGCCAUUCAGGAUCGUCAUUGGGGAGCUUCAAUGCGUCGGGUCGAUCAAUUCGCAAGAUCGAUCGUUGAGAGAAAGGGGAAGACGGAACCCGUUACCUUGGCACACACUUACCAUGGUCGUCUCCGUACGGCUGGAGCGAUGGAAAACGAGGUCAUUGGUAUUUGUGAAGGGUCACUAUUUGCCGGGACCAGCUCAACCGGUCAGACUCUGGCGACCAUUUUGUUCCACCUUGUCCGCCAGGCGCAUGUCCGCGAGCGCCUUGAGCAAGAGUUGGGCGAAUCGAGCUCAUCUGACCUGCAAAGCCUUCCGUAUUUGCGAGGCGUGAUUACUGAAGGCCUGCGACUCGCUAUGACCAAUCCUGCACCUCUGACCAGGGCUGUGCCUGACGGCGGAUGUCACAUAGAUGGUGUGUAUCUUCCAGGCAGGGCCUCGGUCGGGGCAUCGAUAUACGUCUUCCAUCAUGACCCCGAUGCGUUUCCUGAUCCUUUUGCGUUCAGUCCCGAGCGAUGGUUGGCUGAUGAGACUGACUGCGCAACGCGCGAGCUGUGUUACUUUCCCUUCGGUCUGGGAUCGCGGUCGUGCAUUGGGAGGAAUCUGGCGCUACUUGUAUUGUACGAAGCUGUUGCUGCCACUGUGAAGUCUGGUGUCCUUGAAGGGGCCAGUACAUGCGAGGAGAAGAUUGUAGUAAACGGCUGCUUCAAUGGCGAAGUCCAAAACCAUGCGAUCGAAAUCCAUUGGCCGAUUACGGAGAGUCAGAGCAACAAGGUUUGCAUGUAA